AUGUCACAGCCCAAAACGCUGGAUCCCCGGGCUUCCCGACAGCCCAAUUCCCAGAUCCAGACCCAGGCGCCACCAGUGCCAGCUUCGUACCAGGAGCAGCGCCAGCCUCAGUCUGCGAAUCACCAUACCCCGUCCACAACCCAGCAACAGCCUCUUUCCGAGCCUACCUUGCAAGUUCAGAACAACAAUGUGGAGCGAUCUAUUGCUCGACUGAAGAUUGUGUCCACCCUCCGAUCCAACGAUCUGGAGCGAAUCCAGGCUAUUGCCGAGGGUCCCCACGCCAACACGGAGCUUCGAAACGAUCUGCUCGACAUUGCCGUGCAGGUAUCUGACCUCGAGGUGGUCAAGUUUCUGCUCCAGAAGUACCCCGAUAUUGAUGUCAACGCACAGACUGCGCCUUCCGAUGAGGACACUAUCUACAACAAGACCCCCCUGCAUCUAGCCGCUGAGCAGGGCCGAGACGAGGUGGUCCUGUUUCUGCUGCAGCAGCCCGAGAUCGACGAUACCCUCGUGGACUCGCUGGGACGACAGCCCAUGGAGGUUGCCCGAUACCCCGAGAUUGCAGAGACGAUUCAGACGGAGCGAAACAAGUUUGUGGAAAAGAUCUCCAACGAGAUGAAGGUGGCGUUCGACCGUGGCGAUCUUCAGGGAAUUGACGCUCUGUUGACCAACCCCAGAUCGUCGUCUCUUCUCGACAUUAAUGGCCACAACCCCGAGACUGGAUCCACCGUCCUCCACGACUUUGCACACAGACGAGAUGCUCGAAUGGUCGAGUUCAUCUUAUCGCACGGAGGUGACCCUCUUGUUCGAAACAAGAAUGGCCAGCUCCCCUCAGAUCUGACCAAGGACGAAACCAUUCGACAGUUGCUCCAAAAGUCUACUGCCAAGCAGCAAGUCAUUUCCGAGGCUGAUAUCGCCAACGGACCCCCCAAGCAGUCCAACCCCGCUCCUCAGAUGAAGGGUUUCCUCAAAAAGUGGACCAACUUCACUUCUGGAUACAAGCUGCGUUGGUUUGUGCUUGAGGAUGGUGUUUUGUCCUACUACAAGAAGCAGGACAGCACCGACACUUGUCGAGGCUCUAUCAACAUGAAGAACGCCUACGUACGGCUCGACAAGAGCGAAGAUCUCAAGUUCGAGGUUGGCUCAAAGGUCCAGGGCGGCUAUAAGUUCCACCUCAAGGCCAAGCAUCACGUUGAGACCAACAAGUGGGUUUGGAACAUUAGCAACGCCAUCAGAUGGGCCAAGGACCAGGAAGGUGGCAGCAAGAAGAAAACAAGAUCAGCUGCUACAGCAGGUGGAGCUGCAGGAGGCGCUAACACAGGAGGCGCUGGCAAUGCCAUUCCCAGUGGCGGAGCUUCUCACGGAGCUGCCGCUGGUGCCGCUGCCGGCGGUAUUACUGCCGCUACCAGUGGUAACAAUCUGCCUCCUCCUUCAGGCCCUCCCCCCGCCAUCCCCGCUGCUGCUUCCGAACGACCCAUUUCUGCCUACAGUAACAACCAGCUGUCUCCUUCUGACGUUGUUACUGGAUCUGCUUCUGUGCGAUCUCGAGCUGCCUCCUCUUCAGGUGCUCCCGAUGAAGAGGUCGAUCUUGAGGAGUAUGCUUCUGACGAUGACGAUGACACCAACGACGCUGAGGAUCUCGCACAGAUGGGAGCUCCAAACGACGCUGACUACGCUUUCAUGGGCCGAUCUAUUGGUCUGGAGUUUAAGAUGAUCCGAAACGCUCUGACUAUUCUCCUUCAGUCCAACGACAAGGGCGAGCUGAAUCCUCGAAACCUCGGCCUUGGCCUUAAGGCUCUAGAGGACGGAGUUUCACAGCUUGAGAGGCUCCACCAAGAGUACACCGGAAUGACUCAGACCCGAGAGGUGUACUACCAGCGACGUUUGGCCCGAGAGAUUGACAUUCAGCAUCUCUGGGAGCAGAAUGUCCAGAGCCUGGAGAAGGAGCACGAGAAGAUCCAGCGAGAGCUGCACGAGGCCACCCAACAGAAGAAGAAGGCUCGACGAAGUCUGCGAGAAGCCUACACUUCGUACCAGCGAAACUCUCUUUCUGGCGCUAUGUCUCCUGACCCUUCCAUGCACAACCUUCACGGAGUUGCCGCUGGCUUUGCUUCCCCUCCCUUCCCCGAAGCCCCCGAGUUUUCUGACGAUUCUGAUGAUGAGUUCUUUGAUGCAGAUGAUACUCAGGACAUUCCUGAGAUCCAGGAGCCCGGCUUCGACUUUGAGGAGUCUCAGUCAUCCGCUGGUCCCGGUGUUCGAGGCGCUGCAGUUGGCGGCCUUGCUGGUGGAGCUGUUUCUCGAUCUGCUGCUCCUAACUCUGCUCCCCCCGCAGCUCCUGCUGUUCCCAAGUCCCGAUUCGAUCCUGGCCCUGCUGCAUCUCACGCUGCUUCGGCAGCGCACACUCCUGCUCAGAAUCCCUUUGGUAUUGCUGUCGCACAGGCCGAUGCCUACGAGGCCGUCAACGAUGGUGCUCGAGCUCAGCCUGCCCAGCCUGCCAAGUCUAUCAACGACCCCUCUCCUCUUGCCCAGACUCCUUACACUGAGCAUACUUCUUUCAUGGGUAGUCAGCCCGGACAGUUGCAGCCCGGCCAGUCUCAACGAUUUCCUCACGGUCAGCAGCAGCACGGUCAGCAGCAGCACGGUCAGCAGCAGCACGGUCAGCAGCAGCACGGUCAGCAUGUCCAGCCCAACCAGACCCACGGCCAUUCCCAGAACCCUGCUCAGGCUGCCGCUGUGACUGCCUCCCAGGCCCACAAGUCCCACCAGCCUCUGUCCCAGCCUCCUCUGCACAACCAGCCCGGCCACGCUGCCACUCCUUCUCGAGAUUCGUUUGCCGCUCCUCCUUCAAGAGACUCUCACUACUCUCAGAGCUCUUCUCACUACGGUGAGGGAAGCCGACCUCAGUCCGUGAGACAGGAUAGUCGACCCCAGUCCGUCCGUUCCGUUGCCAGCCAUGAGCGACCUCAUUCCCGAGACCAGCAUGGUCAGCAGGGACAACAGCAGUACGGUCAGCAGCAGCAGUACGGUCAGCAGCAGCAGUACGGUCAGCAGCAGCAUGGUCAACACGGUCCACCAUAUGGACAGGCCCCUCCUGUGCCCCAGGGCCAACCCCAAUCCCACCCCCAGGCCCACCAGGGCCCUCAAGGACAGGCUCCUCCUGUGCCACAGUCUCAAUCUUAUUCCCAGGCUCCCCAGGGUCAGGCUCCUCAAGCCCAAGCCCCUCCCGUUCCUCAGGGUCAGCCUACGCAGGCUCCCCAGGGCCAGCGACCUCCUAUCCCCCAGGCCCAUUCUGGUCAUGGUGUUGGAGGAGCUGCUGCUGGAGCUGCUGCUGGAGCUGUCGGAGCUGGUGCUCUUGGUGCCGGCGCUGCUGCUGGUUCUCGUUCGCAGUCUCAGCAGUCCCUCCCCCUGUCUCAGUCCCAGUCCCAGCCCAAGGCCCAGUCUCAACCUCAGUCUCAACCCCAGCAGAAAAGUGCGCAGCCCAAGUCUGCUCCCAAGAAGGACAUUUCUCUGCCCUUUGGUGUUGGCGAGGUGAAGCUUGAGGUCGAGGAUCAGAAGGAGAAGUGGGAGGAGAUUCUUGACGAGAACUCCUUUGCUGGUUACGAGGACCCCCCUCGAAAGCAGCUCGCUAUUUCUGCUGAUAAUCGACCCAAGGUGUCCCUUUGGGGUAUUCUCAAGAACCUGGUUGGUAAGGAUAUGACCAAGAUGACUCUGCCUGUGUCUUUUAACGAGUGUUCUUCUCUUCUUCAGCGAGUCGCUGAGGAUAUGGAGUAUACUGAUCUGCUGGACAAAGCUCGAACUUUCGACGACUCCACCAAGCGACUGGCUUACGUUGCUGCCUUUGCUGCUUCCGAGUACGCUUCCACCACUCUUCGAGUUGCGAAGCCCUUCAACCCUCUUCUUGGUGAGACUUACGAGUACGCUCGACCCGACAAGAAGUUCCGAUUCUUCAGUGAGCAGGUUUCGCAUCAUCCUCCUAUCGGUGCUUGCCAUGCUGAGUCCCCUUACUGGGACUACAUGGGUGAGAGUAAUGUCAAGUCCAAGUUCACCGGUCGAGCUUUCGAUAUCAACCCUCUUGGUACUCUGUUCCUCAACCUGCGACCUGAUAACGCUCCCCCGGAGUUGUACACAUGGAAGAAGGUCAACACCCAAGUUGUCGGUAUUAUUACCGGAUCUCCUGUCGUCGACAACUAUGGUGAUAUGACCAUCACUAACCACGACACUGGUGACACCUGUACUCUUCAUUUCAAGGCUCGAGGAUGGCGAGGAGCCGGCGCCUUCGAGGUCAAGGGUAACGUUGUGGACAAGAACGGCAACCCUCAGUGGACCGUUGGAGGACACUGGCACGAAAAGUUCUAUCUCAAGAAGCAUGGUUCCGAGUCUAAGGAGGUCAUUUGGGAGGUCAAUCCCCGACCUCCUGCGCCUUUCAACCUUACGCCUUUUGCUAUCACUCUGAAUGCUCUUCCCGAUCGUCUCAAGCCAUGGUUAGCACCGACCGAUACUCGUCUUCGACCAGAUCAGCGAGCCAUGGAAGAGGCUCGAUACGACGAUGCUGCAACGGAAAAGAACCGAGUCGAGGAGAAGCAGCGAGCCGCACGACGAGAGCGGGAGGCUAAGGGUGAGGUGUACAAGCCUCGAUUUUUUGAGGAAGCCAAGCACCCUGUCACUGGCGAGACUUACUACAAGUACAAUGGAGAUUACUGGAAGGAGCGAGGUGAGAAGAAUUUCACUAAUGUGAUGGAUAUUUUUUAA
Molecule: messenger RNA, 4749 nt
Organism: Yarrowia lipolytica CLIB122
Lineage: Eukaryota; Fungi; Ascomycota; Dipodascomycetes; Dipodascales
Biological process (GO): maintenance of cell polarity; piecemeal microautophagy of the nucleus; endocytosis
Cellular component (GO): cytosol; intracellular membrane-bounded organelle; nuclear envelope
Molecular function (GO): protein binding; sterol binding
Source: RefSeq, a predicted model, not a curated record